This is a messenger RNA of Chenopodium quinoa (quinoa), 531 nucleotides long. RefSeq lists its product as uncharacterized. Lineage: Eukaryota; Viridiplantae; Streptophyta; Magnoliopsida; Caryophyllales; Amaranthaceae. The transcript has 2 exons. The record is from RefSeq and is a predicted model, not a curated record. The coding region runs from base 1 to 531 and encodes 176 amino acids.
AUGGAGCAACAAGAGGAGUUGGUGGAUUUCCUUCAUAUGCGCACUGUUGACAAUCACUGCAAAUAUUUGGGAAUUCCCACGAUAGCGAGGAGAUCGAAGAAAGACAUUUUUAGAGCUAUAUUAGACAGGGUAUGGAAGAAGUUCCAAGGUUGGAAAGAAAAAUUGCUUUCGAGAGCCGGGAAAGAGGUACUUUUAAAAGCGGUGAUUCAAGCCAUCCCGACUUACUUGAUGGGAAUGUACAAAUUUCCAAGCUCGAUGAUACGGAGUAUUCAAUUGGCCAUGGAAAAAUUCUUUUGGGGUCACACUGGCUCCCAAAGGAAAAUUCAUUGGAAAUCGUGGGAAGCUAUGAGUACGCCCAAGUGUCUUGAGGGUAUGGGGUUUAAAGAUUUGGAGGUUUUCAAUGUUGCUUUGUUGGGCAAACAAGCUUGGAUAUUGCUAUUUGUGGAGGAGUAUUUGGAGUGCAAAAACAUUGUUGAAAGAAGGAUUGAUUUGGCGAAUUGGCAAUGGCACAAUGGUGAACAUUUGGAGUGA